This is a messenger RNA of Pieris brassicae (large cabbage white), 1224 nucleotides long. RefSeq names its product leucine--tRNA ligase, cytoplasmic-like. The transcript is spliced from 5 exons. Lineage: Eukaryota; Metazoa; Arthropoda; Insecta; Lepidoptera; Pieridae. Gene Ontology annotation, molecular function: leucine-tRNA ligase activity; ATP binding. The coding region runs from base 303 to 1010 and encodes 235 amino acids. Gene Ontology annotation, biological process: leucyl-tRNA aminoacylation. The record is from RefSeq and is a predicted model, not a curated record.
AUAGAACUACUAAGAAGCGUCUAUAAUGGUCCUAUAGUAGUAGCUUUUUAGUAAGUUCAGAGUGCAGGUGUUAAUAAUUCCAUACAAUUAGAAUAUUCGAGAAUAAACUCCACAAGUUAAAAAAUAAACCAAAUUUAACUAGACACCAUUGUUGCCAUAAUUGCGGCCAAAUAGUUAUCUAUUGUCGAAUGGACAUUAUAUAAAAUAUGUGACAAAAAUCCUUUACCAAAGGUUUAUGAAUAAGACGAGAUUUUGACAUUGAUUACAGAAUGUACUGAGAUUUAAAACAUACUAGAAUAUCCAUGCUAGAAAAAAAAGCGGGUGACAUUGAUAUAGUGGCAAUGAAAGCCAGUAACUAUUUAAUGGAGGCCGCCCAUUCUUUCCGUAUCUACCUCAAGAAUCACUGCGCAGUCCGAAAGCCUAAAAAAGGCGAAGCGCCCAAACCGGAGCGGAAGCCGAAUAAGGCGGUGAUAUGGGUCGCUAAGGAGUACCCGAAGUGGCAACAUAUCAUUUUGAGUACUCUCAAGGAGUUAAAUGGGCCUUCAGGUCUCCCCGAUAACAAAGUAUUAUCAACAAAACUUUCUGCUAUAAACGAUCUUAAAAAAUAUAUGAAAAGUGUGAUGCCAUUCGUUCAAGCCACAAGAGAUAAUCUACAAAAGAUUGGUCCCGAAGCCCUCUCUGUUGCCUUGCCCUUUGAUGAGGCCCAACUGCUUGAAGAUAACAAACAAUAUCUGCUGAAUACUUUGGGUCUUGACGCAAUCGAAGUCAAACAUACAUACAGUCCUGAUACUCCAGAAAAAACGAUAGAAGACUGUGCGCCUGGUAGUCCACAUGUCAACUUUAUUGCGGUACCUGGACUUACAGUGACCUUCACCAACCCCACACCGAUGAGUGGAUUGUUUACCAUUUCUGUGACCCUGGUAGAUGGGGAUACGGUUGAGAAGAUUAAAGCCAAGAUCGCUAAAGAGAUUAAGGCUAUUAAAGACAUAAAUGCUCUAAAGCUGUGGUGAUAUCUUGAUCCGGCGUUAGGUCCUCGCAAGAUUCCAGUAGCAGGCGAUCACGUGACAAAAUGCGCGGAACUCGUCAAUGGCGAUGGUAUACGCGUCCACGUGGAAGCGUCGCGUAUAGAACUCGUUCAGAACGGAACGAAUAUUGACGUCGGCUUACAGUUUGUGUAUACUUAUGAUAAGUGAUUGUUUUCAGAAAUAUAUUUAUUUAUUUUUA